Molecule: messenger RNA, 1653 nt
Organism: Eimeria mitis
Lineage: Eukaryota; Apicomplexa; Conoidasida; Eucoccidiorida; Eimeriidae
Exons: 4
Coding region: 1-1653 (550 amino acids)
Source: RefSeq, a predicted model, not a curated record
AUGGAGACUCCAAUGGCUCUACAGCAGCAGAAGGUGCAGCAACAGACGGCACAGAAGCAGCAGCAGCACCAGCAGCACCAGCAGCAGCACAAGCAGCAGCAGCAGCAACAGCAACAGCAACAAAACAAAUGGCAAGGCAGCACCUCCUGCUCACUGCAGCAGCAGCAGCAGCAGCAACAGCAGCAGCAGCAACAGCAGCAGCAGCAGCAGCAGCAGCAGCACGAUGACUCAGCUAACGAUGGAGACUCCAAUGGCUCUACAGCAGCAGAAGGUGCAGCAACAGACGGCACAGAAGCAGCAGCAGCAGCAGCAGCAGCAGCAGCAGCACCAGCAGCAGCACCAGCAGCAGCAACAGCAACAACAGCAGCAGCAGCAGCAUCUGAGCUGCCGUGGGAUGCACGCAUCGUCGAAUGCUGCUGCCGAUCAGACCGUGGCAGCAGCAGCAGCAGCAGCAGCAGCAGCAGUAACAGCAGCAGCAGCAGCAACAGCAGCAGCAGCAGCAGCAGCAGGAAGAGGACGUGCUGCUGCUGUCUGCUGCAGGGGGAUUGCUUCGGUUACGUUGAUUUGCUGCAGCGCCAGUACAGCAUUAAACUAAACAGGCUGAGGUGGCUGCUGCUGUCGCCUCAACCAGCAGCAGCAGCAGCAGCAUCAGCAGAAGCAGCAGCAGCAGGGCCAGCAGCAGCAGCAGCAGCAGCAGGGCCAGCAGCAGCAGCAGCAGCAGCAGCAGCAGCAGGGCCAGCAGCAGCAGCAGAAGCAGCAGGGGUAGUAGAUGGCACAGCUGCGCCUGAGAGUGAGCAACAGAAGCAGCAACAAUCAUUAGAGCAGCAGCAGCAGCAGCAACAGCAGGGCCAGCAGCAGCAGCAGCAGCAACAGCAGCAGCAGCAGCAGCAGCAGCAAGUGCAGCAACUGCUGCAUUCUAUAUCUAGCAGCAGCAGCAUAUUUUCUUCUUUUGGGGUUUCAUCUGAGGGGCCGUUAGUAAACGCCGAGGCGGACAGCAUUAAACUAAACAGGCUGAGGUGGCUGCUGCUGUCGCCUCAACCAGCAGCAGCAGCAGCAGCAGCAGCAGCAGAAGCAGCAGCAGCAGGGCCAGCAGCAGAAGCAGCAGCAGCAGAAGCAGCAGCAGCAGAAGCAGCAGCAGGGCCAGCAGCAGCAGCAGAAGCAGCAGGGGUAGUAGAUGGCACAGCUGCGCCGGAGAGUGAGCAACAGAAGCAGCAACAAUCACUAGAGCAGCAGCAGCAGCAGCAGCAGCAGCAACAGCAGCAGCAGCAGCAGCAGCAGCAGCAGCAGCAGCAAGUGCAGCAGCUGCUGCAUUCUAUAUCUAGCAGCAGCAGCAUAUUUUCUUCUGUUGGGGUUUCAUCUGAGGGGCCGUUAGUAAACGCCGAGGCGGUGCUGCUGCCAUCAGCAGCAGCAGCAGCAGCAGCAACAGCAGCAGCAGCAGGCAACAGCAGCAGCAGCAGCAGCAGCAACUGCUGCAGCAGCAGAGACUGGCAGUUCUUCCGCUGCAGCUGCUGCGAACGCGGGGCGCCCUCGUUUGUUCAGCGGCAGUCGCUGCAGCAGGCCCAGGCGGAGAAGCAACAGCAGCAGCAGCAGCAGCAGCAGCAGCAGCAGCAGCAGCAACAGCAGCAGCAGCAGCGACUCAUCGUCGGACUCUGA